GAGCUUGGUGGGCGCCCGCAAUAAUCUCCUUUCUUUUUCACUCAGCAGAAGAAACCAGUGACGAAAGGUGGCAAAAAAAAGAAGCAGGUCCUGAAGUUUACUCUGGACUGCACCCAUCCUGUUGAAGAUGGAAUCAUGGAUGCUGCUAACUUUGAACAGUUCUUGCAGGAACGAAUCAAAGUGAAUGGAAAAGCUGGGAAUCUUGGUGGAGGUGCAGUGACCAUUGAGAGAAGUAAGAGUAAAAUCACUGUAACUUCAGAGGUUCCAUUUUCAAAGAGAUACCUGAAAUAUCUGACUAAGAAAUAUCUGAAGAAAAACAACUUGCGUGACUGGCUGCGUGUCGUUGCCAAUAGCAAGGAAAGUUAUGAAUUACGAUACUUCCAGAUCAACCAGGAUGAAGAGGAGGAAGAGGAAGAAGAUUAAAUUGAAUCUGGAAAUAUUUUGUAUAUUAAAUUUCCUUGAAUAAAAUGAAAAAAAAAAAUGUUAA
Alligator sinensis (Chinese alligator) is the source of this 487-nucleotide messenger RNA. It is a transcript of the gene RPL22, whose product is annotated as ribosomal protein L22. Gene Ontology annotation, molecular function: RNA binding; structural constituent of ribosome. Gene Ontology annotation, biological process: cytoplasmic translation. Lineage: Eukaryota; Metazoa; Chordata; Crocodylia; Alligatoridae. Gene Ontology annotation, cellular component: ribosome. The record is from RefSeq and is a predicted model, not a curated record. The transcript is spliced from 3 exons. The coding region runs from base 136 to 423 and encodes 95 amino acids.